AUGCCGAUAUUUCCUACGCCAACUCACGGGGACGAUGACGGAGCUCCAUGCAUCACUGUUCGAGAACCCAUUGCCGAUCUUGAUAUCAGUAAUCCCAGGAAAGGCGCGAGCGUCGGAAACCCUGUUUUUCUAGCUCCCACUGACAGCAGAAAAAUUUCACGAUAUGCCCGAUCUAUGGGAGCAACGGAUACGAUCGAGAACCAUGCAAUCUCAAAGGCUAAUGUGACUGAUUGGCCGAUAGCAAAUUGGGAUGCUCCUUCGGUUACACUUCGUACAGCUUGUAGCGAUCGAUGGGCAUGUGUUCAUCCCAGCGGAACUCGUCAAUUUUCUCCUCGCGAGAUGGCGAGAUUGAUGUCCUUUCCGGACGACUAUUUCUUCUCUGGCGAAGUCCGUGAGCAGGUUAAGCAAAUAGGAAACGCGGUGUGUCCCAUUGUCUCCAGGGCAUUCGGAGAAUCGUUCAAGAACGCCCUCCUUCAAGAUUAUCCUGAGCUCAGGUCUAAAUUUUUGCAAGAUGAUAGUGAGUCGGAUGACGAGAAAGAAAACCCAGGAAAACGUCAAGACAUAACCUGCGGGCACUCCUCAAAAAGGGCUUUAGAUGAUUUAGUUGACGGCAACUCCACACCCUUAAACUCGCAACACAAACGUGCUCGAUACGAUUCAGGCUCGUUCCCGUUAACGAUCUAA
Molecule: messenger RNA, 684 nt
Organism: Marasmius oreades (fairy-ring Marasmius)
Lineage: Eukaryota; Fungi; Basidiomycota; Agaricomycetes; Agaricales; Marasmiaceae
Exons: 4
Coding region: 1-684 (227 amino acids)
Cellular component (GO): nucleus
Molecular function (GO): methyltransferase activity
Source: RefSeq, a predicted model, not a curated record